AUGUCGUCGACUGACACACCGGUCGAAUGUUUGACCGCGGGUUACGCCUUCCUGCCCGGCACCCGCGACAUCGAUGGCCGACCGGUCAUCUUUGUGCCAUUGCGAAACAACACUGUCCAGUUUAAGGUCGACAGUAUCACUUCUGUCAUUCAUUUCCUCAGGCAAUGUAUUGGGUAAGGUUUGGAAUUAAUGCUUAUUAUCAAACGAUAUGACUGUGUAAAUGAAUGUUACAGUACCUAAUGUAUAAUGAAUGUUAUUCAGAGAGGAAUAUCUACCAAAGAAGAUCGUUUUUGUGGCCGAUUUGAGGAAUGGAGCACGGUCAGAGCACGUCAGAAUGUUCCUUAAGGUUGUCGAGGUAGGUUUAAAAAGUUUGAUUUUGUUCUAAAAUAAAACAAUCAUUGAUUCUCACUUUAACAACAUAAAGGCUUUAAUAACAAAUUUACAUAAUUACAACAUCUGAGUAACUUAAAAAAAUAUUAUUUUACAGGAGAGUUUUGCCAAUUUAACAGGACUAGUACUCAUCUUGAGAGCUGACAAAUUCUGGGAUCGUCACAAAAGUGUGGUGGAGAAGGGGAGGUACACCUUCGGGAUCCAAGUAAUACCUAUCGACAACCUAACUAAAUAUAUUGAUAAGAAAGAGUUGGUCAAAGAAUACGGAGGCAAUUUGGAAUAUAACCACGGUGAAUGGAUACGGACUCGACGGGUAAGAGUAUAUCCUAUGAACAAUAUUUGCAUUUAGAACUAAGCAUUUACCUUAUUAAGCUGAUCAUUCGUUAAACACUAAUAUUGUUUUAGGUGUUCGAUAACAUAUUCGAGGAGAUCAACCACAUCCUCAGCCUCUUUAACCAACAAUGCUCGGCCAUUCGCAACUUUCCACUAACCAACAUGAGGAUCAGCGACGCCGACAACAAAAUCGACUCUCUAGAACAAUAUAUCGAGGAAACGGUGAAUAAAGUUCAGAAGUGUGAGAUGAGGGUCAAUCAGGUAGGUCAUGUUUGUAGUUGUAAAUGAUCUUUAGGUUGAUAACACUCUUUGCAAUAACCUGAAUCCCGACUUCCGAAGUGCAAUCAAUCGGCUACACAAGGCGGUAGAAGACUUAAAACGGCAACGGAAGGAAGUCAACUCUCUGUUUAAUGCCAAACGACAAGAAGCCGCGGUCAUGGUCAACAUCAGCAACAUCGAGGAGGAGAUCGAGAAGGUGAACGACUUCGUCCUCAAAGUCACCAUCCACAUCAAACCCAUCUGGUGUGACAUCGGGAAGGACGAGGAACACGCCAAGAAGCUACUGGUAGAUCAUCUGAAUACCAUGAAGGCUGUUGAGGUACAUUUGUUUUUUCAUAUGGCAUGUCAGCAUUUCACUCAUAAGAACUUUUUUUAAAUUAUUUUAUAUUACUUAAGUUGAGAUGAUUCGUUUUCAGAAUGUGGAAGUGACCUACAACAGACUCGAGAUCCAAAGUAACAAGAACUGGAGUAAUCGAGCUCAAAUGUCACCGAUUCGAAGAGGUACCAACUCUAAUGUCGCUGUCCAGUUCAAGAACCUGCAGAACGAGUGGAAGAUGUUACAGUCGGUUCUGAUUGAUCGAGAGAAGAUUCUGGUAGCUGCUGUCGAAUUCCAUUCCAAGUACAAGAUGGUAGGUAAAAUUCCCUAUGACACGUUUUUAGUCCACCGAUUAAUGUAUUUGUGAUGUUGAGUGUACAGAAGACAUUACAGCAUAUUAAUUACGGUAUGUGUUGUUUCAGUUUAUGGUCAAUUUCGAAGGAUGGAAUCAGAAUGUUGGUGUAGAUCCUGCUACAGUGCUAAACGCUCCAGUAAAUAUUCUCCAGAGUGCAUUGGAUGAACACAAAAGGUUCCAAGAAAAGUUCGAAACUGCUUAUGUUGAGGUACUGUAACUCGUCUUUUAUCAUUUUUAAAAUAUUUUCAUGCUCAAUAUAGGUUACUUACUUAUAAAUUUAGGCCUUUUCCUCCGCAAAUGAACUCAAGAACCUACUGGACAGUAGAAGAAGGGAUAGCAACAGUGUCAUAGCUACCGAAAAGUACGUCAAAGCCUGCAUAGCCAAGCUGAUCAACAAGCAGAAGCAAUUAGUUGCCACUUUUACCAGUCGAUAUGAAACCAUUUCCUACAAAUACAAUGCCAAGAUGUUCUUCAACGAAUGCGACGAGGUGAUCAACUGGCUGGACGAACACGGUGAACCCUUUCUACGUAGGAAGAUUGGGAUCGGAAGGUCUUUGGAGGAAGCCAAGAGAUUCGAGAAGAAUCACGAUGACUUCAAGAAGAUCAGUGAGAAUACCUACUUGAGCACGAAGAAGCUGACCGAACGUUCUCAAGAUCUGAUCGAAAGAGGUAAGCAUCAGUUCUGAAUAUUCUUAUUUCUAGGCGAGAUUGACCCUGAACGUGCACGGCAGAAGACGGAAGAACUGACAAGGAGGAUGAAGUUAUUCACAAAGAAGCUGGAUUCUAGAACGAGCUUACUCUACGUUACAUGCAACUUCUUCAUGCACUACAAGGAGAUCAUGGACUACUACAAGAUCUUGAAACAGAGAGGGCAGGUAUACUACUUUGUCCACGAAAGCCCAAAAGUAUGCGAAGAAAGCAAAAGUCGACUGGUCGACGAAAUCAACAAGAUCUCCGUGGCCUACAAUCACAUCAUGUCAGAAGCUGUUCGGUUAAAGAAAAGUCUGGACGAACAACGAGAGAUGUUCGAGGUUAACAACCAAGAAACGGUCGAUUUUGUUACUGAUAUGAUUGAGAGGAUAGGUAAGUAAAUCUACGACCUUUUAUGGAGAAAUGUCAUGCUUAAUUUGAAUUACAUUCCAAUAAUUUAGAUGCGUGUAAUAAUGAGGAAAAGAACAAAUGGCCCCAUCAUAGACUGGUCCUCACAUUGGCUACGGAAACGUCCUACUUUCUGGCCGAAUCGAAAGACGUCAUUACCGAUAUUGUUGUAAGUUCAAAAAUGAAAAAUAUUUAAAUCAUAGAGAACUAUAUUAUAAUAAAAAAUAUUUCAGGAUUGGCAUAAGGAUCUGACUGAUAUUUCAAAUCUGAACGAAACGAUGCUGGAACACAUAGCCAACUCACAGCGAGAGAACGUGAACGCAGUCAAGAGAGCCGUCACCAAACUUCUGUGCAAGAAGGCAGAGCUAGUAGCAGACAUCAAGAAUCACAAAGUCAAUCUGAUCCUCCCCAGCAAAGAGCCGGUAAUCAACCAACUCGAUAGAACGGCCAAAGAUCUAGACGACGCCAGCAAAGAAGUUAUGGAGAUAGUCAACCAGCUGAGUAAAUCGUGUGUUUUGAAGGCCAAGUUCCACAAGUUCAACACGGACAAGGACAACAUCCUGAAUAUCCUGUGCAACUUCAGAAAAGAACUCAUUAACCUCAAAUGUAACCCAGAAAACAAACAGGAAACCGCUGCUUGCAAGUUGGCCCAUGAACGAUAUAAGAAAAGGCUGGAGGAGAUCAACGACUACUUCGUUACCUUCAAUGAGAGCGCUAAUUACUUGAAGCAAUACAUCGUAGACAGUGAGCAGAACAUUAUGUGGAUCAAGGGGAUAGACACCGUCACUUCAGAAUUCGCCAGGAUAAAACAGUUACUGGAUAACAGAAUCAGAAUGAUCAAAAGCGCCGAUGAUUAUCAUAAUUGUUUCGCUAAUGUAAGUGAUCAGGACAUGACUAUUCUUAUCACAAUAGUUUAAAAUAAGACAUUAGUCUAUUAACAUGUUUUAGGCAACACCAAGCAUUGAUCUGUUCGAAAAACAAUUGAGAGAAGUCCUUGAUCCAGUCCAACGGAAACAAACUUGUCAGGCUGAACUCAGGAUGAAUCCCUCCCAACGGCGCGAGGCUUGUUUUGCCAACAAAAAAGCGUUGACAUCCAAGAAAGAAAAGUUUAUUAAUGUAAGUUUACAGGAACAAAAAAUGCCGAAACACUCAAACCUAAACAGAGGUUGUUCAUGAUAAACUUUACAACGUUUUCGUUACAGAUUCCAUAUUUUUAGGCAACUAAUUUGGCACGAAAGUGCGCCUCAGACCUACUGGCCAAGAUCAACACGAUAAAAGACACAGAAUUCUAUGGAUAUCAGGUUCCUCGCCACAUCCUUGAACUAGAAGAACAUGCCAAGAACAACAAGGAGUACAUUUUCGAACGAGAGAAGAAUCUACAAGUUCUAUUCACGAGCUGUGCCGAACUUGAAACUGGGUGUUUAAAUGCAGCAAACUUGAAUUUGAUAACAGCAGAGGUAAGGUUUUCGUAGUGAGACCUAGACUCGUAUUUUAGCUCGACGAAAAAUUGAGUGAAUUGGAGAAGAAGAUUUUGAACAUCAAGGUCAUUUCUGUCGAUGAAAACAACAUCAAGGAAUAUGGGCAGAUACUGAGCAGCUGCAGGUUUGAUCUCAAGGUAUGUUGUUACCUGAAUUUUUAAAUUUAAUUAAUUUUUUACUUUUCUGAUGUCAUUUCAGUUUCUAAAAAAUAUUUUCGUAACAAAAUUUGCAUUUUCAGAAAAUCCAAAAGUUGUUGAAAGAAGUGAACAAACAUUCGGGACUGUUCUUCGAGCAGUUCAACAGCUCAUUGCACAUAAAUGAGUUUAAAAUGGCAAUUCCAGCGAUUAAUGAAAGGUAUUCGAGGGUUGAGAAGAGUACUCACGCCAAGGAAGUGGAAAUGCGACGACUGUCUGGUGGUGAUGUAGGUUUAUCCUUUUUUUACAUUUAAUUUUGAAUUAUUUUGAGGUUUGUUACCUUUUUUAGACUUUUGCUAGGUUUUUCACAUUUUUGAUACCUAAUUUUUACUUACAAACGCUGAUUUUUGACAUUUCAGAGUUAUCAGCUACUUGUCGACCGAAAUAGUGACGGAUCUUUGGAGGAGAGGUUAACAGAGAGCUCUGAAUGUUCGAGUACCUUCGGAUCUGAUGUCAACGACAAGUUGAGGUAUGUUAAUAUAUUUAAAACUUUAUAUUCUCGAUUUAGAAAACCUUACAAAGAGCUGCUCGACUCGGAAGCCGAUUACAUAUCAGAUCUGGGCAAAUGCAUCAAUUGUUACCUAAAAUCCUACAGACUAUCUGAAUCUACCUCUCCAGUGUUGCGGCAGAAGACGUACGAGAUCUUCGGUAAUAUUGAAGCCAUCUACGAGUUUCAUCAACAAGAAUUCCUGGGAAAGCUAAAGGAAUAUGAAACACAUCCAGACGAUGUCGGAUGUUGUUUUAUUCAUUACAUGGACAACCUGAAGGAGCUGUACACCGAGUACUGCUUGAACAAGUACGAGAACGACAGUAUUUUGGAGACAGAGGAGGCUAAAACAAUGUUCCAGGUAUGCGGUGUUAUCUUUUCCGUAGAUUUUUGUUAUCAUUGUAUUAAAUCGAUAUUAUUUAAUAUUAUAAUAUGGCUACAGAGCAUUAGGGAGUGUUACAACCUUCCUUUGAGUUUGGAUAUAUUGUCUAUGUUGAUCAAGCCAGUCCAACGGAUAACGAGGUAUAGAUUGUUAUUGGAUCAAGUUAUGAGACAUUCCAAGCAGCAUACGGGGGAGAUGAAGGAGGCUCUAGAUGUUGUAGUAAAUAUUCCUAGAGUUGCCAAUGACAGAAUGCAUCUCAAAAACUUUGAGGAUUAUCAGGUAUGAUAUUGCAUAUUUUGACGUAAAGCUAUAAGGUCUUUCGUAGUCAUUACUUAAAUUAACAUUAGUUUGCUGUAUUUUAAAUGAAUGUUGGAAAAUAUAAUAAUGUUUCAUUGCUUUCAGAACCAUCAAAUUGGCGAGUUUAUCCUCCAAGACGCGUUUGUCGUUACUGAGCCUAAAAGGGUGUUCAAGAAGGAGAAGGAGCUACAGGUAUUCUUGUUCGAAUCUAUCAUUGUGUUUGCGAAGAAAGAAGAAUUGCCCAAUAGGAAGAUACGAUACCUCUACAAGUAUAAGUAUUUGGUAAGUCCUUGCAUUUUAAUAAGUUUUCCUUUUUUGUAUACUUAAACGUCUGUUUAAUGUUUUUUAAUACUUAAACGUCUAUUUAACGUUUUUUAAUACCUAAGCAUGUAUGUAAUGGGGAAUUUUGAUUGUUUUUAGACAACGGAUAUUAAUGUAGUCGAACACGUUGGCAGUGAUGGUGAUCUUCGUUUUGGCCUCAGAAAAGGGAAUCUACCCCAAUCCGAAGCCAUAAUUCUGAAGACGAAUACUCACGAAAACAGGAAUCUGUGGGUCAGAACAUUAAGGGCAUUAACGUUGAACGCUGACCUCAUAUCCAACAACAAUAUUAUGACAGGUAGGACAUGUGUGAUGGAAAAUAGCUUUUGUGAUGGAGAUCAUCUUGUAUUGUUAGGUAUAAAUCAAUUAUUUUUUGUAUCCUAUUAUUGUUCGUAAACCGUAUUAUACUUUAGACAACGAGUCCAUCUUGAGCCGAGACCUUACCUCCAGCGUGGGUAGAUUCAAACUGUCAGAUGUAGACUCAAAGCGUAACUCCAAUGGAUCCAUCACGUCGAGCGAGAUGCCUGUUCUGAUGCGGAAGUCACCGUCACUCGAGAGUCCCGAGGCUUCUGACGUCCAGAAUUGCAAUGACCCCAGAAGCACGGUGUAUUCAACAGCCAGUAGCGACGGAGACCUGCCUCCGGCACUAGACCACGUGUCCAUGGUUGUUCCAGCUAGCGAAAUCCUCGGCUGA
Bursaphelenchus okinawaensis is the source of this 6621-nucleotide messenger RNA. The record is from the annotation of a GenBank genome assembly. NCBI's taxonomy places the organism in Eukaryota, Metazoa, Nematoda, Chromadorea, Rhabditida, Aphelenchoididae.